UGGGUCCUAGUCUUGAGGUCCAUGGCAUACAAACCCAAUAAUUCGGCUUGAACGUGAUUUCAAAAUUGUCAGAGCAGUUCCACCAAUAGGCAAUUGAAUAGUAAAAUAUUUUGAAGUAUAAUAGAAAAACUUAUUACUUGGAAACGUGACCGCUUGUUGUCAUUGAAUUGCCAUGGCGGGAGGUUAUGAUGGACUGCAUGAUAUGACUGCCAUUAUUUUUGGCACAACUUUAUCCCUGAAACAAAAGAAGAGUGAGACAAUUGAAAGUGAUUUCACUCGUCGAGUAAAGAUUGAUUUAAUUAAAGCUAAAGAAGAAGCAAACCAUCGAGGAUUACUAAACGCUUAUAGUUGGUGUGCAGAUUUAGCUCUCUGCGUCAAAGAUGUCACUCUACUUGAGGAGCCUACACUUCCACCCUUACGGCAGCAACUUGGCAGCGAAGCUGAUGAUUUCGAUCAAGCUAAGGGCCUCUUCAACCUGAAAGAUUACUUCAGAGCGGCUUAUUACUCAGAACACCUGAAGCAUCCGCUGGGGCUGUUCCUACAUCUUUAUUCCCGCUACUGUGCCUAUGAACAAAAGAUUAAUAAUGACCGCAUGGACUCCAUCACUCUUCUCCCCAAGAAUGUUCCUGGUCCACAUUUAUUUGAAAUCGCCCACCGACUCGGUCCUGCCUACCACCGGGUAUCCAAGAAAGAAAAUUUCCCUUAUAAAACCAAAGGCGUGAUUGGCUUGGGUGAUUACGAAUAUAAAACCAAGCACACUAAGCACAUCAAUGUAAAAAGUGUGCCUAGCACAAGCAAGCUUCGGGCCAAGCGAAAACUUAGCAGUCAUCUCAAUGAUCAUAUCAAUGAAGAUAAGUUCACCAUUGAUCAUGAUCUUGGUGACAAUGAAAUUGCUCAUCUUGGAGAUGAUGUUGAUGAUAUUGAAGUUGAUGAUGAAAAUGAAAGCAGCUUGAAAUUGCAACUUGAUAGCAGCAGCAACGGCACUGGUGUGAAGAGUGAUGAGUUGAAAGAAGAUGACAUCAUCUGCGGGUAUGACAGCUACCUAAUGUACCUGUACGGCGUGGUGCUGCAGCAGCUCGGGCACAGGAAGCAGGCCCUAGAGGUGCUCUGUUGGGCCAUACAUCUCAGCCCCAUCAACUGGGCCGCCUGGGCACAGCUCGCCCACCUCAUCGACAAGCGCAGCACUCUGGAGCAGCUUGACCUGCCAGAUGUGUGGCAGCGGCGGCUGUUCCUAUGCGAGGUGUUCGUCGAGCUCAAUUUGGACGCGGACGCGCUGGCCGAGUGCGACCAGCUCAUGGCCGAGGGGCUGGAGGGGUCAGCCUUCCUUAAGACACAGCGCGCCCUUGCCUUCAGGAACCUCAGAGAGCUUGAUUUGGCCAUCGCUGAGUUCGAAAGUAUCGAGCGGAGCGACCCGUUCCGCGUGGCAAGCGUGGACGUGUUCAGUAACCUGCUGUACGUCAAGGAGCGCCGCACGCAACUCGCCAACCUAGCUGCCAAGAUGGUACAGGUCGCCAAAUAUUCCGUGGAGACCUGCUGCGUUGUUGGCAACUACCUGAGCCUGCGAGGCGAGCACGAGAAGGCCGUGGUGCACUUCCAGCGCGCGCUCAAACUCAACCCUAAGUUCGUGAGCGCUUAUACGCUCAUGGGAUACGAGUACAUGGAGAUGAAGAGCACCAUUCAGGCCAUCCAGUGCUACAGGAAUGCCCUCAAGGUCAACAGACGCGACUAUUCUGCCUGGUUCGGUUUGGGGCAGACGUACGAGGUGCUACGUCUGCUCAACUACUCCCUCUUCUACUUCAAGCAGGCGCAGCGGCUGCACCCAUACGACAGCCGUAUGAUCACGGCGCUGGGCGAAGCUUUCGAGAAAAAGGAGAUGUUCCUGGAGGCUAAAAAAUGCUACGUUAAGGCACACUCCGUCGGCGAUGUUGAGGGCACCGCACUCCUUAAACUAGCCAAACUGUACCAGCGCCUGGCGGAGACAGAGCGUGCAGCGGACGCAUACGAGCGCUACCUGAGAGAGACGGAGGGCGAGGAGUCGGACGAAGCAGAGGAGCGUGGUCGGGCACACCUCUACCUCGCUGAGUUCCUGCUGUCACUCAAGCAGUUCGCCACGGCUGAAGAGUACGCCAAGAAGUGCAUGGAAUGUGCUGAGACUCAAGAGGCCAGCAAAUCCUUGCUGAAGGAAAUCGCUCACAAGCGGAACCUUACCGAUGCGAACCCCGCGCUGCCGCAACGCGACGAGCCGCGACCAUCGCUUGUGGGCAACCGCGCCCGCAGCAGCGACGACGACCCUCCCGUGCUACCACAUCCCCUUCUGCGCCUCCCUCCCUCCCCGUGACCCAUCGCAUAAAUCAGUAUCACUCCAUCCUACUGUCACUUCUAGUUCAAUUUUUUCUAAUAAACGAGGAAAACUGGAUAUAUUUUUUUAUCCUGAAGCAUAACUCAGUAUCACUCCAUCCUACUGUCACUUCUAGUUCAAUUUUUUCUAAUAAACGAUGAAAACUA
Hyalella azteca is the source of this 2505-nucleotide messenger RNA. RefSeq names its product cell division cycle protein 23 homolog. The coding region runs from base 173 to 2338 and encodes 721 amino acids. Gene Ontology annotation, molecular function: protein binding. The record is from RefSeq and is a predicted model, not a curated record. Gene Ontology annotation, biological process: cell division. The transcript is spliced from 13 exons. Gene Ontology annotation, cellular component: anaphase-promoting complex. Lineage: Eukaryota; Metazoa; Arthropoda; Malacostraca; Amphipoda; Hyalellidae.